AUGACCUCGCUGGUUCCAGUACCAAAGCCCUUAUAUUCCCAGGCCAGGGAAACCCUGGUAAAGGCCAUUCCUCCAAAGGUCAUCUGCUUGCUGGCCUGUGGGGGAAGAGACUGCCGCUAUGAGGGGCCGGUGUGCUGGAGACCAAGCCAACAGGCCAUUAAGGGCCUCUUCUCUAGCUGGAUGACUGAUGACAUUGUGGCCAUGGCAAGGCCAUCAACCAAUCUCAUUAAGACAUACAACAUAAUAGAUCAGUUUAAAAAGUUGAACAUUAAAUCCAUCAUUAACAUGCAGCUGCCAGGCGAGCACGCUCACUGUGGUCCUGAACUGGAGCCUGACAGCGGCUUCGCAUACUCACCUCAGAUCUUCAUGGAGAAUCAAAUUUACUUCUAUAACUUUGGCAUGGCUGAUUUUGGCGUGUCGUCUCUGGAGGGGAUUCUUGAUGCAGUGAAGGUUUUGGCCUUCUCUGUGCAGGAGGGUAAAGUGGCUGUACACUGUCACGCUGGACUGGGCAGAACAGGAGUGCUCAUUGCAUGCUACUUGAUCUACACAUUAAGGAUCAGUGCAAGUGAAGCUGUACACUAUGUACGGAUAAAGAGGCCUUGCUCGAUUCAAACCCGUGCCCAGAUUAACCUGGUGUUUGACUUUGCAAGGCUCCUGGGCUCCCAGCUGGCACAGUACCCAAUGCUGAACAUGCGGCAUGGUGCCUCAUUCAGUAUGAGGCAGUAUCUUCAGCGCCAGGCCAUGCUCUUACAUGGUGAAGAGGCCCAUUCCUUUGCACACACACCAAAGAUCUUACAUUUUCUCUGCAGCCUGUUGACAGCCCUUGCUCAGGGAACAGCCGGUCCUCCAGAAGUUCAGCAGGAACUAGAGAAAAAAGUCGCCAUUUUGGUUCUCCAGCAGGCAGUGAAAAAUGUUUUGGUACUGCAGCGGUAUUUGCCUGUCCUGGUGGAUAAGGAAGAAUCUUGUGAGUCUUUCUCUUCCUGGGAUGAGCCUUUUGGAUUUCUAGAAAGGAAAAGGGAAAUGCUUUUGAAUAAGCGCAGUUACAGUGAAUCAGACCUCAGCAAAAUUUCUCUGAAUAAGGAUAUGAAAUUUAUACACAGUUCCACACUGUUUCAGAAUGGUGGUAAAGUAUGUAAUGGAAUUAUGGGUCAUUUAAGAAAGGAGGAAUCAACAAAUCCUGCAUUCUCUGUCUGGAUAAAUGAGUCAAACUAUGCAACAGACAGACACACACACAUUUCAUCAUCAAAUCAUCAACUGGGUAAGCCCAGUGCUACCAAGAUGGCAAAGUGCAUGAUGAAAAUGUCUCAGGGAUUCCCAAAAUUCAGCUCCAAUAUCGAGCUCCGUAAAAAUAACAAGUAUGGAAAAGCAUCAUUAGCAUCAAGAGCUGUUGCUAAAGCAAUGGCACAAAAGGAACCAGUAGGCAGCAACAUCCUGCAAAGAGCCACAAUAUUACAGGAGGAACUGAACAUCAGUGCUUAUGGAUGGGCCACACUGGCCAUGGAGACCGACCCAAAAGUUCUAAGUGCUCUGAUGUGGAUCUGGUUAGAAAAACUAAAGGAUCCUGUCCUGAGUGCAGAAGAUAUAAGUAAACUAACAAGUACGUCUGGUCCAAAUCCCCUAAAAAUGUUGCACAAGUCUCAGCGUAGCACUCUGUGUUGUUUGCUCAGCUGUGUGGCUCAGGUGACAUCUCAGUGUCCACACCUUGAAAAGCCUGUCCUGCAGAAGCUUAUUAAGGCGCUGACCAGGUUGAAAAAGGGAAAGUGGGAGGAGGAGGAGGAGGAGGAGGAGCAGGCAGGGUGA
Molecule: messenger RNA, 1800 nt
Organism: Neoarius graeffei (lesser salmon catfish)
Lineage: Eukaryota; Metazoa; Chordata; Actinopteri; Siluriformes; Ariidae
Product: protein tyrosine phosphatase domain-containing protein 1-like
Exons: 11
Coding region: 1-1800 (599 amino acids)
Biological process (GO): cilium assembly; protein dephosphorylation
Molecular function (GO): protein tyrosine/serine/threonine phosphatase activity
Source: RefSeq, a predicted model, not a curated record